Messenger RNA from Lytechinus pictus (painted urchin), 2910 nucleotides. RefSeq lists its product as uncharacterized. The record is from RefSeq and is a predicted model, not a curated record. NCBI's taxonomy places the organism in Eukaryota, Metazoa, Echinodermata, Echinoidea, Temnopleuroida, Toxopneustidae. Gene Ontology annotation, molecular function: protein binding. The transcript has 5 exons. Bases 292 to 1542 code for a protein of 416 amino acids.
GUACUUAAAAGUUAAUAACUGCCGGGAGUGACAAGUUAAGAAUGUGAACUCGCUUAUGUUGGCGCUGUUGUUUGCUCUAAUUGUUUGAAUUUCGUAUCGCUCUCGAGAGCUUUUGUGAUAAGGAUCGUUGAGCGAUAUUAUCGAACUUUGGAACAUAAUUCAAUUGGAAUGAUCAGGACAAAAUUCCUAAUUCAAGAGCUUCAUCUAAGCAUUGGAAUGUGGAAAUGAUAUUAAGGGAAAUUGCAGAGCAUUUCAGGUUAUAAAUAUCAUUUUGGAAGGGCCAGAGGAAACAUGGCGAGGUUUAGUGAGGUAGUGUGUCGGGCGAGUGUCAUACUUCUUGGCGUUAUAUCCUUCGGUGCAACUCUACCUAUUCUUGAAAAACAUAUAGGAGAACAUGGAUCCGCAGAUGCAUUUUACCAAAAGGCUCAAGCCGCUGGGAAAACAAUGAGGGAGCAUUUGCCGGCGGUUAAACAUGUAGUCCAACACAAGCCGAACCAUCUGAAUCUGACGGCUUCGACGUCGUUGCAGCCUGACGAGAUUUCAAAGAAGCUUAAUGAUUUGCAAGCAAAGUUUGAAGAGCUGUCGGAACAGAAUGAGGCGAUGAGACGAAUGCUAGACGAGAAGGUUAACUUAAAUCAGAAUAAAGAUGGACUCGUUGGGAAACUGAAUAAAAUAUACGGGGAGAGCCCUGUCAGUGAUUCCUUAGGCAAGCUCGCCAACGACGCUCAUGCCGAAGUUGGCUUUGACGAUGUGAAGGAGCAAGCUAUCUUGUCUGAGUACAUCAGUAACCAUCGUAACAGGGAAGCGGAAUUGGUAAGGAAAAUCCGGAAUCAAACGCUAUCUUCAAGUAUUUCGUUCUUGAAAAACCGUCUUCGGCAAGAUUCGUCCUCCAAUGAGACCCAGGCGGCGGUUGACAUAAUAGCCAGGAUUCUAGUUCAACUACGUGACCCAGAAGAAUCGAAGUCAUAUGUGCACCUAUCAGAGACCGAGAUCUCACCGGGUGCUCCGAAUAGAGAAGAAUUCCAAAACGGAUCAGCGAAUGUCGUCAAAGAACUUGAACUUCACCCAGCCCUGGCAUCCCGCACAGAACCGGCUUUAAACACCAACGAUUCCGACAGAGCGACUGCGGCAUCGAGGAAGAUUGCAUUCUCUGUGGCAGCAAUUGAACCACAGCUUGGCGUGUCAGGUGUUCCCCAGGCUGUCCAGUUUCAGGAUAUCUUAGAAAACAUGGGAGAGGGUUUCCUUGCAUCCAACCACACAUUCAUCUGCAGCGUCCCAGGAUGGUAUUACUUUACAUACAGCUUAAGGACCUUUCAGGGCAAGUACCUCAGCGUGCUCCUGAUGAAGAAUGCGGAUUAUGUAGUGGGCCUUUACACGGAUAAAGACGACGUACGGAACACGAUGGAGACACAGAGCACGGUCAUCUACCUCCUGGCGGGAGAUGCGGUAUGGCUCCGCCUCCCUCCUUCUGAAGAUUUUGCUCUUUUCAGUGAUAAGUACCGAUAUUCCACCUUUACCGGAUUUUUACUCUUCAAAGAAUGAUGAACUGAAAGGACAACGUCUGGAUAAAGCAAUAUUCUAUGAUAAUAUGGCCCUUUUCAUUGGCCAUUGUCAUGUCUGUUUCCCUUUUUUCCUAUCACGCCUCGUCUUCCUCUCUCCUUGGCGGAGAAACAUGCUGCUUCUCUCAAAGUAUUAGAUUUUUGAUUUUUUUUAGUGAUAAGCACAGUUGGCUCUUUCAGAGAAAGAAUUAUGACUUGAUUAAGCAGUAUUAUUUUUAUAGAACUCUCCGAAAUACACAUUCAUAAACGCAGUAAAAACCACUAUAUAUAACUUGGUUUACGAUAUGAAUAGUAUUAUUUAAAUUUGAAUCAAAUUUGAAAUUCAAACUAAAUAUUUUUUAUUGUCACUUUCUUUAAAGUUAUAUCCCUUUUUAUAUGAAGAACAAAAUGUGAUUUUAUUUACUAAACUAGGUUAUAUGAAAUCUAUAAAGGUUGUUUCAUUUUGUGUUACUGUGCACACACACACACACACACACACACACCGCAAACAUUUAUUUAUACAAUGAAGAUUACAAACGUAAUAAUGCAUUGGAGUCUGAACGCCGACAUUAUUUUGUUGCUAAACAAAUAUAAAUACUAAACAAUAUACGUACAUAGAUUUUCGACACAUCGCGUCUUUAAAGAAAACGCAAAUAGAAAAUUUAGCAAUAAACAACAUUGGACUAAAAUGCAUUGUAUGUAUACGAGUACAAUUAUGUACAUGAUGUAGGCCUACGGGUGUGUGUGGGUGAGGGUGUUGUUGGUGUGUGUGAUUGAGCGCUGCAUCGCAAUUCUAGCAACUAACCUACUUGGAAGUUAUUUGUCUCAUAACAGUAAUAUGCAAUAUAUAUAUAUAUAUUGCCCAAUCACGAGAUCAAAUAUUGCAAUAGGAAACAUUUUUCAAACUAUUUGAUUGACGUUAUUAUUCAAAUUGCAAUUGAUUACAACUAUAUUUUUUAUCCUUUAUUUAAUGCCAUAGGGACAUUGUUUGUGAGUCAUAUUGAUCAUAAAUCAUUAUGUAAGACCCUACGCAUGGAAAUAUAUAUAUAUAUAUAUAUACGUACCUGUUAAACUUCUGCUACCGGCGGUUUCACGCCCGGACUUGAGGCAGACUGACGUUAUUGGCUAUUUGUGUGGUGCGGCGGGUCAAUUCUCGCUACCCCAAAUAGGAACAAAAAUCUCAUAAUGCGCGAGACGAGAUAAUUUUCACUCCGUCGGGUCGUCAUCACCACUUCCGGUUCAGAGUCAUGCUCGCGCGAGGUUCGCAAUACUGAGUUUUCCACCACGCUGAAAUCGAUGCCAAUCAGCGUAAUAUGUACAGAUUAUAAUACUUUUUAUCUAGUUUGGUCAGUUUUGAUUCCAUUUGAAUUAU